AGGUGGGCGACAUGGUCACGGCUGAGGAGGGUGUCGAGCUGCAGGCGGCGAACGAGAUCAUCCACAAGACCAAAAAGGGUAAGCUGCCGAUCGUCACCAAGACUGGCUACCUCGUGGCCCUGAUCGCGAGGACGGACCUCAAGAAGAACGCAGAAUUCCCCCUCGCGACUAAGGACCAGAACAAGUCCCUCGUGGUGGCGGCCUCCAUCGGCACGCGGCCGCAGGACCGCGACAGGGCUCGGGCGCUGGUCGCCGCGGGUGUGGACGCCAUCGUGGUGGACAGCAGCCAGGGAGACAGCGUCUUCCAGCACGACAUCAUCAAGUGGAUGAAGUCGGAGUUCCCCUCGCUGCAGGUCAUCGGCGGCAACGUUGUCACCAAGCGGCAGGCCAAGCACCUCAUCGACUGCGGUGUUGACGCCCUGCGCGUAGGCAUGGGCAUCGGCUCGAUCUGCACCACGCAGGAGGUGUGCGCGUGCGGGCGGGCGCAGGCCUCCGCCGUGUACAACGUGGCGCAGCUCGCGCGGCGGUACGGCGUUCCCGUCAUCGCGGACGGUGGCAUCGGCAGCCCAGGGCACAUCGUGAAGGCCCUGUGCAUGGGGGCGGGCACCGCCAUGUGCGGCAGCAUGCUGGCCGGCACAGAGGAGUCCCCAGGGGAGUAUUUCUUCUCCGACAACGGCGUGCGGCUCAAGCGCUACCGCGGCAUGGGCUCGCUGGAGGCCAUGAAGAAGGGCUCGGACGACCGCUACUUCGGCAGCGCGGCCACCAUCAAGGUGGCGCAGGGCGUGUCGGGCGCGGUCCAGGACAAGGGCUCCGUGCGGGCCUACGUGCCCUACCUCCGCCAGGGGCUUCAGCACGGGAUGCAGGACAUCGGAGCCAGGAGCGUGGAGGAACUCCGCAGCCAGCUGUACUCGGGCCAGCUGCGGUUCGAGCUCCGCUCCGCCGCCGCGCAGAGGGAGGGCGGAGUGCAUGGACUCCACAGCUUCGAGAGGAAACUCUUCGGCUGAGCGCGCGGCAGUAGGGGGCGCCGGCGAUGGGGAUGGCCUGGCGAGGGCGCCCCACAGGUCGGGGGUUGCUAAAGGUCCCCCUGGCCCGAGGUGCCCCUGGCCUCUCGCUCCGGCUCGGAGCCCCCGCGGGGGCCCUCUGGGCCUCGUGGGGGGUUCUCUGGUGGCCGUGGGGGCCUUCCCCCAUCGAGCGCCACGUUAUGAAACAGAUCUCAAGGCCGCCGCGUCCGAGAAGCCUGGCGCGCGCAGGGCAACCUGCUUGGAGAGCAG
Molecule: messenger RNA, 1271 nt
Organism: Prorocentrum cordatum
Lineage: Eukaryota; Dinophyceae; Prorocentrales; Prorocentraceae
Source: the annotation of a GenBank genome assembly